AUGAAGAUUCUUUUUCUCAGCAUUGCUCUAUGCCUAUUCUCCAUUCUACAAGCUAAGGAGUCACAAUCUUCUGAAGAAGUACUUGAGGGCUUAUUCCACAUAAAGGCUGUUGUGGGAGACAAGGAAUUAACUAAGGAGAAGAGGUCUAAAGUUGUGCCAUCGAUUAUAAUCCAGCAACUUGAUGAUGGUAAUGUGGAGAUCAGUGUUAUGAUGAGGAAGAAUGGCAAGUGCCAAACCAGUAAAACGAAACUUGAGAAAACAGUUAAACUCAACAAAUUCACUAUGAAUGAGGGCAAACUCCAGGUGUAUAUAACCAAGAUGGCUAUGAAAGAUAACUGGAUUAUCCUUUAUGAGGGUGAGCUCCAUGGUGAGCAAAUCAGAGUGGCCAAACUUCUGUCUCCAUACAUGCAUGCAAACCAGAAAGCUAUUAAGGAGUUUAAACUAUUCAGCAAGAAGGAAGGAUUUGAUGAAAGAAAAAUCAUCUUUCUUUCUGCAGAGGAUUGCCUCAUUGACUACAUUUCAGGAGAAGAAAAUUUCGUUCCACCUCAGUACGAAUGA
Molecule: messenger RNA, 558 nt
Organism: Gracilinanus agilis (Agile Gracile Mouse Opossum)
Lineage: Eukaryota; Metazoa; Chordata; Mammalia; Didelphimorphia; Didelphidae
Product: late lactation protein B-like
Exons: 7
Coding region: 1-558 (185 amino acids)
Molecular function (GO): small molecule binding
Source: RefSeq, a predicted model, not a curated record